Cicer arietinum (chickpea) is the source of this 2064-nucleotide messenger RNA. Its product is annotated as protein NRT1/ PTR FAMILY 5.2-like. Gene Ontology annotation, molecular function: transmembrane transporter activity. Gene Ontology annotation, cellular component: membrane. The record is from RefSeq and is a predicted model, not a curated record. Lineage: Eukaryota; Viridiplantae; Streptophyta; Magnoliopsida; Fabales; Fabaceae. Gene Ontology annotation, biological process: transmembrane transport.
AGCUUUAUAAUUUUUGGCCUAAGAGUUUCUACAUCAUGUUAGCUCAUGCAAAAUGAAAGACCCCGUAGUAUAGUUGUUCUUGUUUAGUAUCAUGGAAGUCAUUGAAGAAAAAGGGCAAUUAGAAGAAGAUUACACUCAAGAUGGCACGGUAGACUUACAAGGUAGACCUGUUUUAAGAUCAAAAACUGGAAGGUGGAAAGCUUGCUACUUCCUUGUAGGGUAUGAAUUGUUUGAGAGGAUGGCUUAUUAUGGAAUAUCAACAAACUUAGUGGUGUAUCUAACAAAUAAGUUCCAUCAAGGUACUGUGGAAGCUUCAAACAAUAUUAGUAAUUGGGGAGGAUCGGUGUGGAUUAUGCCACUUGCAGGAGCUUACGUAGCUGAUACUUAUCUUGGUCGAUAUUGGACUUUUGUAUUUGCUUCGUGCAUUUAUCUUGUGGGAAUGUGUUUGUUGACUCUAUCAGUUUCAUUACCAUCAUUAAGACCACCAAAUUGUGAUGUAGGCGUCAAAUUCCAAAAUUGCCCCAAGGCAUCACCGUUGCAAAAAGGAAUUUUCUUUUUUGCCUUGUACAUCAUUGUUUUAGGUACCGGGGGAACCAAACCCAACAUUUCUACAAUGGGAGCAGACCAAUUUGAUGACUUUGAUCCUAGAGAGAAAUCUCAUAAACUUUCCUUCUUUAAUUGGUGGUACUUUACCAUUUUGAUAGGUGUCCUUUUUUCUACCACUUUAUUUGUUUACAUACAAGAUAAUAUAGGUUGGACCCUUGGAUAUGGUCUUCCAACCAUUGGGCUCGCAUUUUCAAUCUUCGUGUUUCUAUUAGGCACACCACUUUAUAGACACAAGUUGCCUCCAGGGAGCCCUAUAACUAGAAUGCUUCAAGUAUUUGUGGCUGCUAUGAGAAAAUGGAAGUUACGUGUCCCAGAAGAUACAAAAGAGCUACAUGAGUUGAGUAUGGAGGAGUAUGCAUGUAAUGGUAGAAUUAGAAUUGCUCACACCUCUUUCUUAAGUUUCCUUGAUAAAGCAGCUAUAAAGACCGGACAAAACUCAUCAUGGAUGCUUUGUACAGUGACACAAAUUGAGGAAACUAAACAAAUGUCAAAACUGAUUCCUGUUUUGAUUUUCUCAAUUAUUCCAUGCACUUUUGGAAUGCACAUUGGCACACUCUUUAUUAAACAAGGCAUGACGUUAGACAAAAGAAUGGGACCUCAUUUUAAUGUCUCUCCUGCAAGUCUCUCAGCAUUUACAAUUAUCUUCAUGAUGAUAGGUAUUGUAGUUUAUGAUUGUGUUUUUGUGCCUGUGAUUCGACGCUACACUAAAAAUCCUAGAGGAAUCACAAUACUACAAAGAAUAGAAAUUGGUCUUGUGUUGAACAUCGUUAUAUUGGUCAUUGCAUGCUUGGUUGAGAGGAAGAGACUCAAUGUUGCAAGAGAAAACAACCUCUUAGGACUACAUGAUACAAUCCCUCUUACUAUUUUCAUUCUUCUCCCUCAAUAUGCCUUGUCAGGAAUUUCUGAUAACUUUCUUGAGAUUGCCAUGAUGGAGUUCUUCUACGACCAAGCACCAGAAAAUAUGAAAAGCCUCGGAACAGCAUGUUCUACAGCCACCUAUGGUUUAGGAGGUUUUCUCAGCACUUUUAUUCUAUCAGCGGUUGCUGAUAUCACCCAAAGACAUGGUCGUAGUGGUUGGAUUUUGGAUAAUAUAAAUGUCUCCCAUUUAGAUUAUUAUUAUGCAUUUGUUGCAGCAUUAAACAUCCUCAACUUCCUUGGCUUUGUGGUUGUUGCCAAGUUCUUUGUAUAUAAUGAUGUAAAACUAAGCAAAUCAGGUUUGGAGAUGCACGCUACUUCAUCUCAAGACAAUAUCAAAUUUAGGCAAAACACUUCACAACCAGAUGUCAAAUCCUAGAGAAAUAUGUUGGUUAUUUCUUCAUGUCUAAAAAUCAAUGUUUCGAGAAUCAAGUGGGCAUUAAAAAGAAAGUUCACAAGUACAUGAUUCUCUUUAUAAGUGUAAGAUUUAUUUAGAGCUUGCAAUUUUGCCUUGAUGGAAAUUUCUUCAUUUUACCUUGUCAA